AUGCUCGACAUCCACCGCCCCUCCUCCGCCCCCGACACGAAAAUCUUCUUCUCCCACAGCCUCCUCCCCAGCUACAUCGACCCGCAAAAUGUCUCCACGAAAAAGAAACCCUUCUCCGCCUUCUCUGCGCAGAAAUACAGCCACACUGUCGACCUCAUCCUGCCCGAAGAAAUGUACGAGCUCGUCAAGAACGAAUUCCACCGCGCCGACAGCCCCGCCCUUACCCAAUACGCGCGCGUCCACAUGUCACUCUCCGAAAUCCUCGAAGCCGACUUCCUGAACACGUAUAUCAAACAAGGCAACAUUAUGAUGCUGAGCGAAGGACGAGCCUUGUUGGACGAUCGAUUCGAGCUGUAUAACGGUGUGUUGCGCAUGGAGCUUACGCGCCCGUCGUACGAGCGCUGCGGGUUGCAGGGUGUACCCGUGGAAGACGGGGGAAGGAAACACCAAAAACAGCGGUGGGUUGUUGAAUACGAUUUACGGUUUGGGAGGUUGGAGUGGGCGGCGAGGAAUGUGCUGGAUAAGAGUCUGACGUGGUUGUUUUAUAAUGCGAGUCCGACGUCGAGGGAGGCGCUGGGGGAGGGCAGGGAGUUGAUUGAGAAGCAUGCGCCGUGGGUGUGCGAUGUUCUGCCUGAGGAGAGGAGGUUGGGUGGGGUGCGCGUGCCUAGGGUGAGUGUUGCGGGGCUGAAGGAUGUUUAUGAUGAGGAUGAGGCGAUGGGGCUGCUGGAGUGGAUUCACAUGCUUCAGUUGGGCUCUCCAAGGGUCGAGGUGGGCGAUGAUAUAAACCCGCAUUUGUCACGCUACGAAGUUCCUGAUCUGGGUCGAGGCGUUGGGGAGAGGGGUAUGGUUACGGUUCGGUGGAGGGGCUUCAUGGGACCGGCUUUUAUGCGCGAUCUUUUUCUGAUGGUGAGAAAGGAGGGGUUUAAGAAGAGAGAGAAGAAGGUUAAUGGGACGCAAGAUAUGGAUGUGGAUGUGGAUAUGGAAGGAGGGGAUGGGAUGCACGGCGAAGAGGCAGAUUGGUUCGCAAUGAGCGCGCAGGCUUUUGGGGGCAAGCAUGCGUGGACGGUGAUGCAGUUUGAAGGGCGGGAGACGCUGGUCUGGGAGAUGGAGGGUUGA
Alternaria arbusti is the source of this 1116-nucleotide messenger RNA. RefSeq lists its product as uncharacterized. The transcript is spliced from 2 exons. Gene Ontology annotation, molecular function: ribonuclease MRP activity; ribonuclease P activity. Lineage: Eukaryota; Fungi; Ascomycota; Dothideomycetes; Pleosporales; Pleosporaceae. Gene Ontology annotation, cellular component: ribonuclease MRP complex; multimeric ribonuclease P complex. The coding region runs from base 1 to 1116 and encodes 371 amino acids. Gene Ontology annotation, biological process: tRNA 5'-leader removal; tRNA 3'-end processing; endonucleolytic cleavage in ITS1 to separate SSU-rRNA from 5.8S rRNA and LSU-rRNA from tricistronic rRNA transcript (SSU-rRNA, 5.8S rRNA, LSU-rRNA). The record is from RefSeq and is a predicted model, not a curated record.